AUGCGUGCGUUUCUUUCCUUGAAAACCUUCACUCUUGGAGUAAAAGGUGGUUCGUACCUUUUGAGUUGCCACCAAAUCUCGACGACGGAACGUUCCACCGUACCGACCUCAUCGUCGCGUCCUGUUGGAACGACGCACAGUCAAGACCGUUCAAACAUGACAAAUAAGCCGCAUUUUCCAGAUGCUUGUGGUAGUUGUUAUUACUUUAAGUCCUUGCUUGAUGAUCUUAGCAACGCUGUUUCGAGCGUGAGCACUGCAACCAAGGAGAAGGGGCAGGCCUUCCCUGUGACUUCAGCGCUUUCGAAGCCUACUUUUCUACAAGAUAUGACGAAAAAGCCUUUCAGUGACUCUGUUAAGAUGGAAAACAGCGAACAGCGUUCCGAUAAAUCGAGGUGGAUCAAGGGUGUGUUGAGAAGAUUCCUCAUUGAUACCUCCACACCACCGAUUUCGCAGGAAGAAAUGAUAAGAUGGCGCUUAGAUCGCUUAUUACACAACAUGAGCCUUUUUAUAAGUCCUUGCAACUUUUAUAAGCCCAUUUAUUUGCUGCCCCCUGAUGCCAUGGUGACGUCGCUUGGUCCUCAAAUGGAUCGGAUUGAUUCUUUAUACCGGAAAAGGGGCUGGUUCACACCCUCAGAGAUGGCCGAGGUCUUCAUUGGUAUUACGCCAACCUUUUUCGUUGAAACACGCUACAUUUUCAAUUGCAUCCCACCCAAUUUACUGCUGAGCAUCGAAUCAAAAUACCCCCGGAGGGAGUGGGCAACCAAACUUUUUGCGAGAUAUCCGAUGAUCUUUAAACUUUCCCGCUAUACUCUUCAGAAAUCGGUGGUGAAGCUCAAUACUGACAUGUGGUUUGUGCGCGCACACCCUGACUUUAAGAAAGGAAAUCGGCUUCAUUAUAAGAACAAUGCCGAGUACCGUGCCGGGAUGGGCGGUGUAAUGAGUCGGAACGCUCCCACUGGCGGCGUUCCGCCUCCUGGCUUAGACGCUGGCAGCACGGCAGCCAGGGAGGCGAUCCAAGGCUCCUCCGAGGCCUUUGUUGGCGGCAAGGAAGCGGCAAAAAUGGCUGGAAAAGCUAAACCCAUCGAUCUACGCAUCUUUGAUAUUCUAGUAAGCCAUCUUCCGCGCGUGCCGGCGCCAAAGACCAACCCCUCUCAACUUGGAAACAAAUCUGCCGAGAAGAACCCAUCGAGCGAUUGGGAGGCCGUGCGAAGGAUGCGCUACGUGGCGAUGCCAUUGGUGGAAUGGGUGAACGGGUUCUCACAGGCGGAGUUGGAUGUUCUGAACACCGUUUCUCAGGCGUACGUUCUGGUCAUACUCCAGGAAUACCCCUUAGUCUUCCAACUCAUGAAUCCCAAAGGGGAUUCUUUGUUUUUAUACGCCGAUCGUGAUGUGGUUUCACUCUCGCUUCAAAAUGGGGUUUCGACGACUUCCGGACGCGCAUCGGCUGAGGAUCGGGUCGGACCUGCACCGAAUGAUAAUUUGAAAGAUGAAAAUCCGCUUGAAGAGGAUGAUAUGGAGGCGUGGGGGGAGGAUUCUGAAGGCAUUCGUAAUGAAAUAGAUAACCCACCUCGUGCUACCGGGGCCGCUCAACCCUGCAGGGAUGAAAAAGUGCAGGCGAGAGAGAAGAAACUGCAUCAGGCACUUCGAGAUGACUUGCUCGGGAUCGACGAUCUUGCGCAGGGUCUAGAUGACGAUAGCCAGGAAAGCGAGGAGUUUGAGGAUUUGUCGGGGGAUUUGUUGGGUUUUGAAGACGAUUCCCUCCCCGGUGAUCCGCUGGAAGAGGAGGAGAUGCAGGAUAAGGAGGCCAUCUCGUCGAAACCCAAACGUCGCCACCACUUGCUCAAUAAUGAAACGGCGGACGGAGACAAGAACAACAGCGAUACGCAUCAUUUUCAAGGUCCUCAGGAUGUCCCUAUUGCAUCUUUGAACUUAAAUGAGCUGUACGUGCGGCGCCUCCCGCCGGAAAUCGCGCCGCGUAGUUUGAGCAACUUCAACAACACGACGACGCCGACGCCGGAGUUGGUGGAGCUCGUCGCCAGCUUCUUAGCGCCGCCUCCCUCUCUCGCAGGGGAGCGCGAUAACUUCUUUCUGCGGUGCCAGCAAAAGUAUCGACAAGGAUCCACGACGAUUGGGGUGAAAGGGAAGGAGGGAAGUGCGGCCUUGCAGGUUCCAUCCAACCCCCCGCCGCGGCUCUGGCGUUGGGUGCGGAUCCAGGGGAUCUACCUCGCCCUCAGCCCUGCGCAGCGUCAGGCGAUCCGGAGCACGUACUCCGGCCUCGUUCGCUUUCUUCGACUCCACGGUGAGCUUUUUGAGGUGAGCGAGGAUAUGUUGCACGUCAUCGCGCACGAUCCGCAAGGUGUGUUGGCGCCCAUCGUUCCCACACAAAAGCAUUUCCGUUUUCAGCAGCGCGUGGUGCUCCCGAAGUCUUUUGACGAGAACACGAACGCCACGGCCGCCCUCAUCGGCGAGGAGGAGCGGCAAAAAUACAAGGCGAUAUUAGGUGAUAGCCAGAUCCCCGCCACGCGCCGACAGCUCAUUCUCCUCGACCCUCAUAAUCCCCUUCUUCAUCGAGACGUUUUGUAUGACGAGAUAUCGCAACUCUUGCCCUAUAAUUGCGCGAUUAAAAAGUCUACGAUGAUGCAACGGCUUCCACCAAUUCUUAAAGCGUCUCUUGGGAAAGGUGCGAUCAGCCACCUCAUCUCCCAUCCCAACGAUUAUUUUACCGUUUUUGAAGAGGAUGGGGUUACCAUGAUGCAGCGAAAGAAUCUUCAACCGCCGACGGGCUCUCCAUCGCCGGGGUUGAGCGCGGAAGAUAGCGUGGAAGCGCUGCGGGCGGCCGUACCGCUGUGCGGCGCGACGGUCUUCGCCCUCACCCGUCUGCACCUCUCCAAACCCGCUGUGGAGGGGUUAAAACGGCACUUCGGGAGUGUUUAUACCGCGGUGAAGGCCUACCCGCAGUAUUUUAAGAUUUCGGAGAACCCCACCGGUAAACGAUCGGAGGCCUUGGUGAUGAUCGUUGAGUAG
Molecule: messenger RNA, 3024 nt
Organism: Phytomonas sp. EM1
Lineage: Eukaryota; Euglenozoa; Kinetoplastea; Trypanosomatida; Trypanosomatidae
Source: the annotation of a GenBank genome assembly